Messenger RNA from Teleopsis dalmanni, 2095 nucleotides. RefSeq names its product neural-cadherin-like. Bases 347 to 2095 code for a protein of 582 amino acids. The record is from RefSeq and is a predicted model, not a curated record. The transcript is spliced from 2 exons. Gene Ontology annotation, biological process: homophilic cell-cell adhesion. Gene Ontology annotation, cellular component: plasma membrane. Gene Ontology annotation, molecular function: calcium ion binding. NCBI's taxonomy places the organism in Eukaryota, Metazoa, Arthropoda, Insecta, Diptera, Diopsidae.
AAUUACAGUUUAACUUAGUUCAAGCCUAAUACACUUUAAUGGAUUAAAAUCACAAAAAUCAAUAUUUUGGAUUAGCCGUGCUAAAGGAUAAAACUCACCAGCUCAAAAAACAUAAUAAGCAGAGUCGGUGCGCAGCUGCCGCAGAGCCAAUAUGUUCUGACUGCCGCAUUGACAUUUUUUGGUAAUAAAAUUCGAACAAAUAAUUUAAAUAAAAAUUCGCUGCAGCACACAUCACUGACAAUUACAUAAUAAUAUAGUAAAAAUAAAAAUUAAAUCAAAAUCCUAAAGAAAAAAAAAAACAAAAUAAAACUGUUUUUACAUAAGUAAGAGAAGGCGUGCCAUUGUCAUGGCGGCACGCAGUUUGGUCCAAAGUAGUGGGCAGCCACAACGGUUACCAACCAACCGAAAACAAAUGUUUACAACCACCAAUAAUGAAAAUAAUAAUAAUAAACAUCAAAAGUCGUCCUUGCUAUCCUUAUCAAAAACAGUUGAAACAACAUCGUGCUCGUCGGACUCGGAGUCCUUAGUGUCGUUAUUAAAUACGUGUCGGUCGUACCGCAGAUCAAGUUCUGCAAUCGCGUCGUUUCGACAACUUGUCGCAAUCGCUACAUUCGCGUUAGUCUUAGUCGGUCAAUUUCAGUGUGCUUUGUCAUACGAGAAGGCACACAAUGCCAUGCCCACAGAAAGUUUGUCUGCUGCCAAUGCAGCACGCAUGCUAGCUGGUGGUGAUAAUGAUGAUACCAACGAUAUGUCAUUAGUAUUGCCGCAUGAUACUUAUCCGGGGUUCAGCAUCAAAAAGUUUGACACGAUGCCAGUGCUUAAUAAUACGCGCGGCAUAGUGCCUCAAGGUGCGUACCAUAUGCUACCGGGUGAUUAUUCGAAGUACUUCACCGUACUGGAUGAUGGUGUUGUUAUGACCACAUCUGACAUAUCACCACUAGUCAACCGCCCGGUCAAUUUGGUUGUUGUUGAAGAAACACCGAACUCCACAAAUACGCAUAAUUUGCAACUAUACGUUAUGCAUCGCAAUGAUAUGCUUCGUUUUCCUGGCACCAUGUUGGAUGCUAAUGGAGAGGUGCGUGAAAAUCGUCCAGCGGGUACUCGAGUGCGUGGUGUGCCACUUAUGCAGGCAUUCAGUGGUGAUGUCGUAGAACCUGAUGUGACGCCAAAGAAAGUGCGCUAUACACUGAUCGAUGGCAAUGAUGAUAAAGCAUUUGCACUACAAAGUCGAAAGACUAAAGAAGGUGACGUAACUGGAAAAUCUGUUGUUGUCGAUAGCAAUGAUGAUUCCGGUGUUUGGUUGGUUACUAACCGCCCAUUAGAUCGUGAAUUGAAAGCGCACUAUGAUCUAUCGGUCCAAGCUUCCGAUAUGGAUGAAUUAGACAAGACAAUGUCUAAAAUUGAAGUGCUCGUUUUGGAUGUUAAUGACAAUCGUCCAGUUUUUAAAGAGUAUGAUUAUAAAUUUGCUUUAACGGGUGAGAAAACUCCAAAUAUGGAAGAGAAGGAUCCGGGUGUUACAUGGAAACGUUUCACUAUAAUGGGAAAAGUAGAAGCUACUGAUGCUGAUGGUGAUAAGGUUGCUUAUCGCUUGAAAACGCCCAACAAUAUUGUUAUUAUCGUACCACAAACAGGUGAAAUUAUGUUGGCUGGUGAACCACUGGCCAGUGAACUUAUGGUUGAAGUCGAAGCACAUGACUUACGCUAUCCUAGCAUGGUAAGCGAAAAACCUGCUAAGGUGAUGUUAGAAUUUUUAGAACCAGAACCUGUUGCAUUUAUAAUGCAACAUCUCGAACAUGAUCGGAUCAAUCCUCAUUCGCAUCAUCGUGAGAAACGUCGUGUUACUCGUGCCGUGCGUCCUACAAAACGUAUUGAAUUUACUGAAGCUGAUGGUGAUACUGAAGGAAAAUCAGUAUUUCAGCUUGAAAAGGAAACUGAUAAGGAAACAUUUAAGAUACGCGAUGAUAAUCCUUGGGUUACGGUUGAAACAAAUGGUGCGGUGCGUGUUAAAAAGAAGUGGGAUUACGAAGAACUUGGUCCUGAGAAAACGAUUGACUUCUGGGUUAUCAUUACAAAUACUGGACAUAACGGUAAGUGA